AUGGCAACUUCGGAGAAAACGGCCGCCAAGGGCAGCAUAACUACGACAUCUCCAGAGUUAACCGACCUGAACGCUGAUGCCAAAGAUGCAACCGAGAGGKAGCAUUCCAUGACUGUUCGAGAGGCCAUCAAGCUCUACCCGAAAGCAAUCGCUUGGUCCAUCUUUCUCUCCUCGGCAGUAGCAAUGGAAGGCUACGAUAUCAUCCUCAUCGCCGCAUUCUUUGCUUUUCCACCUUGGAAUCAGAAGUUCGGCACCAAGAUCCCAGGAAGUGAAGAAUAUGAAGUUUCCGUCGCAUGGCAGUCCGGGCUUUCCAACGGCGCUCGAGUAGGCCAGAUAUUCGGAUUGAUCCUCAACGGCUUCAUAGCGGAUCGAUUGGGAUAUCGCAAGACGAUGGUGGGAUUCCUGAUCCUGAUGAUAGGGUUCAUCUUCGUCCCUUUCUUCGCAACGGAUAUCGUAAUGCUACAAGUUGGAGUCAUCUUGAUGGGAAUCCCUUGGGGUGUCUUCCAGACGUUGACGACGACGUAUGCAGCAGAGGUAUGCCCAGUGGCCUUGAGGGGCUAUCUCACGACGUAUGUGAACAUGAUGUGGGGAUUGGGACAGUUGAUCGCUACAGGUGCCUUGCGAGGGUUCUUGAGCAGGGGAGAUCAGUGGGCUUAUCGCAUUCCGUAUGCGCUGCAGUGGGCAUGGCCAGUGCCGCUACUCAUCGGAGCGGUGUUUGCGCCGGAGAGUCCUUGGUGGCUUGUGAGGAAGGCGAGGCUGGAGGACGCAAAGAAGUCGUUGAGAAGGCUCACCACUGACGCGCCCGAGGCGGACAUUGCGCAGACCAUCGCCAUGAUGGUCCACACCGACGAAUUGGAGAAGGACAUAUCCGUCGGCACUUCGUAUCUCGACUGCUUUCGAGGGGUUGAUCUUCGAAGAACAGAAAUCACUUGCUUUGCGUGGGCUAUCCAACCUCUGAGCGGAGCAUCUCUACAAGGAUUCUCGGCCUACUUCUUCAGAAACGCUGGCCUCCCCACAACCAUCUCCUUCGACUUCAGCAUGGCUCUGUACGCGGUAGCCAUGAUUGGAGUAGUAAUCGCCUGGUUCGCCAUGUCUCGUUUCGGACGCAGAACACUCUUCCUCGCAGGACUUUCCGCCAUGUGCUUGAUCCUACUCACCAUCGGCUUCGUGUCGCUGGCACCCUCACAAGCAAAAGGACCCAACUUCGCCAUCGGAUCUCUGCUAUUGCUGUGGACGCUAUGCUACGAUAUCACGGUCGGAACCCUCACAUAUGCGAUCGUCACGGAGAUGCCUUCUGGUCGACUUCGCACCAAGACGGUAGUGCUGGGGAGAAGUCUGUACAAUGUGAUUGGAAUCAUCAACGGCAUCAUCACGCCACGGAUGUUGAAUCCUUCGGCGUGGGAUUGGAAGGGAAAGGUGGGAUUCUUCUGGGCCGGCAUGUGCUUCUUGUGUCUUUGCUGGGCAUACUUCCGUCUGCCAGAGGCGAAGGGACGAUCGUAUGGGGAAAUCGAUGCGUUGUUUGAGAGAAGAGUGAGCGCGAGGAAGUUUCACUCGACAAAGGUGGAGCUGUUUCAGUCCAGUGCUAUUGAGAAAAACGGUUAG
This is a messenger RNA of Ramularia collo-cygni, 1602 nucleotides long. Its product is annotated as related to transporter (major facilitator superfamily). The record is from RefSeq and is a predicted model, not a curated record. Bases 1 to 1602 code for a protein of 533 amino acids. Gene Ontology annotation, cellular component: membrane. Gene Ontology annotation, molecular function: carbohydrate:proton symporter activity. NCBI's taxonomy places the organism in Eukaryota, Fungi, Ascomycota, Dothideomycetes, Mycosphaerellales, Mycosphaerellaceae. Gene Ontology annotation, biological process: carbohydrate transport; transmembrane transport. The transcript has a single exon.